Molecule: messenger RNA, 399 nt
Organism: Microthlaspi erraticum
Lineage: Eukaryota; Viridiplantae; Streptophyta; Magnoliopsida; Brassicales; Brassicaceae
Source: the annotation of a GenBank genome assembly
AUGGGACAUGAGGAGCAUGGAGGGACUUGGCACAUGGACGCAGCUCAACUGGAUACGCAAAGGAAGAAGGGAGAAGCCAUCUUGAAGACCAGCUCGAGCGUCUCCUCGAUCGAGCUGAGAAGUCAACAGUCAAACCCGAAAAAUAGAGAGCCAAGGAUUGAGAAGCCACGUCUUGAGAGGGCUAGAGUUGAGAAACCACGUUCUGAUAGACCACGAGCUGAUCGACUUGUUCAAGCCCCUUGUGUGCUUGAUGAAGAGAGCCUUCAAGCUUUGUUUGAUGAGCCACUAGGAAGGGCUCUAAAAGAAGGGGAGGAUGUAGCCUCUAAGGCAAGACCAGGGGAUAAAAGAAAAGAUCCACCAGCUCAGGCCCCUUCAUCAAGCCAUCUCAGCUCACAAUGA